Messenger RNA from Hipposideros armiger (great roundleaf bat), 366 nucleotides. RefSeq names its product gametocyte specific factor 1 like (gene GTSF1L). NCBI's taxonomy places the organism in Eukaryota, Metazoa, Chordata, Mammalia, Chiroptera, Hipposideridae. The record is from RefSeq and is a predicted model, not a curated record. The coding region runs from base 1 to 366 and encodes 121 amino acids. The transcript is spliced from 2 exons.
AUGGAGCCAGAAGCCUUAGAAAUCUGCCCUUACGACCCUCACCACCGCAUCCCACACAGCAGGUUUCAAUACCACCUGGCAUCGUGCAGGAAAAGGAACCCCAAGAAAGCCAAAAAGAUGGCCAGCUGCAAAUACAAUGCCUGCCACGUGGUCCCCACCAAAAAGCUGGAGGAACACGAGGCAACCUGUGUCAACAGAAGCCCAGUGGAGGAAGAAGACAGCUUAAGCCUUGUGAAAAUUAGCUUUCCAAGGACCAGAGCAGAAGGGAACCACCACAUGUUCGUUCUGAAGACUUUUGUUCUCCAAAAGCUUAUUUGUGAAAGCGACACAAGAGGGUCAGAGAAAGAGGACCAACCCCAUCCCUGA